AUGGAAGCUGUAACGAAGCGCCACUUUUUCCACCAUGGCCCAGACCAAGAGGUGGCCAUCGAGGAGCGACAAAACUGCCACUGGUGUCAGCUCCGUUCUUUUCGGACCCACAAGACACUCCCUGUCACCAUCGUCAACGAUACAGGCGAUGGCCAAGUCCUCCCGUCCAACUUUCGUUUCAUCGAGCGCUCUGUCCUAGGCGCCGGCGUUCCCCCUACCGCAGACGAGUUUCGCUAUGGUUGUGACUGCCCCGACGAGGACUCUUGCAUGUACGCCGGCUGUGCUUGCCUGGACGAGAUGGCCGGCUCUGACGACGACCAAGAGGACUCCAUGACGGGCGAGCUUGACAAGGAGGACGAGGAGCCAGAAUGGGCAAGACAGAGGGGCAGUAGGCAGAGCUCCAGAGACGACGCCGCGCCCUCGCCGGCGCCCGCCGCUGAUACCGGAAAACAGCUGAGAAAGAAGCGUUUCGCCUACCACUCCCAAGGCGCCAAGGCUGGUCUCCUGCGUGGAUCGGAGCUGGAAAACUCGCGCGCCCCCAUCUAUGAGUGUCACGAGGGCUGCCGCUGCAGCAAAGCUGGGUGUCCUAAUCGCAUCGUGGAGCGUGGUAGGCAGGUUCCCCUGCAGAUCUUCCGCACAGACAACCGAGGCUGGGGCGUCAAGACAAUGCGCGCGUUGAAGCGUGGUCAAUUCGUGGAUUGCUAUUUAGGCGAGAUUAUCACCCCCAGUGAGGCCGAGAGGAGGCGUCACAACGCCAGCAAGGCCCAGCGCAAGGAUGUCUACCUGUUUGCUCUGGAUAAAUUCACAGACCCCGAGUCCAACGACCUCCGCCUGCGCGGCGCACCACUGGAGUGCGACGGAGAGUUCAUGUCUGGGCCGACUCGAUUCAUCAACCACAGCUGUGAACCUAACCUCCGGAUUUUUGCGCGUGUGGGCGAUCAUGCUGACAAGCAUAUCCACGACCUCGCGCUGUUUGCCAUUGAGGAUGUGCAGAAGGACGAGGAGCUGACUUUCGACUACGUCGACGGGCAAGGGGAGAUAGCAAGCAACGCCAGAGAUGCGGCGCUUCAAGGUGAGAUGACAAGGUGUCUGUGUGGGAGCGAGAAAUGUAGAGGCUACCUGUGGUGA
Molecule: messenger RNA, 1128 nt
Organism: Cryphonectria parasitica EP155
Lineage: Eukaryota; Fungi; Ascomycota; Sordariomycetes; Diaporthales; Cryphonectriaceae
Gene: Ash1
Product: putative Ash1
Exons: 4
Coding region: 1-1128 (375 amino acids)
Cellular component (GO): nucleus
Molecular function (GO): zinc ion binding; protein binding; histone methyltransferase activity
Source: RefSeq, a predicted model, not a curated record